UCUCUUAUCUGAUCAACAACGAACGAGAAAGGUACGCGUUAGUUACCAUUUCCAAUUGAGUUUCCCGCAAUUCUGUCGUCUUUCUUUCUUUUGUUCAAUUAUUUUGCUGAAGCUUAGUUAGAUUUGUUUCCUUUGUCCACCCUCUCUCCCCAUUGCUUCCUAGUUAUCGAAAUUGUUCUAUGAAUUAAUCUUUAGUAAUACAAGAAAAAUAAAAAAAUCCUGGCUUUCGUUUGUUGUUCCUUCCUUCCUUUCCUUGGUCCUCCCUCUUGUUGCUUAUUGAUUCAUCACUUCAAUUAUUUGUGAAUCUGAAUUCACUCAGUUUCAAAGCACACACACUAGAACAAUAACAAAAAUCGCCCUUUCUUCGAGUCCUUGUCUUUUCAGUAUUCCUUCGUUUAUUCCGUUUGUGGUCCUUCUUAGUCAUCAUCAAAAGAAAAACAGAAUAGACAAAUGGCAGAAAUAUGUAUUUCAGUUGUGGAAAAAUUAGCAGAGUGCACAGUCGCACCUGUUCUGCGACAGUUUGGUUAUCUGAUUAACUACAAGAGCAAUGUUGAAGAUCUCACCGUGAAGGUUACAACUCUGACUUCCAAAAGAGAUGGGGUACAAAAACGUGUGGAAGCAGCAAACAGAAACUUGGAGGCUAUUCUGCCCGAAGUUCAGAACUGGUUGGACCAAGUAAACCAGACCAUACAAGAAAAGGAGACGCGUUUUGAAAAAGGAAGAUUAUCGAAGGCAACAACAUGCUGCAGCUCCAAUGGGUGGUGUCGAAAUCUGAAGGUCCGUCAUUCCUUGAGUAGGAAAGCAACAAAGAUGGCUCCAAAGGUUGAUGUCCUCCUUACAGAAGGAGAUUUCCCCAUAAUAUCAUGUCCUGCUCCUCCGCGGAAGAUUGAAUAUCCAGCCAUACAAUAUUUUGAGGAUUCCACCGAGGCCCCGGCCAAGCCAUAUGAAGGGGCAAUCUCCUCCUUAGGAACAUCUAAUCCUGCUAAACCACCUGCACCUAUGGAUCUCUAUGCGCGUCUACAAUAUAGGUUGCCUUACACAAAGGAUCUCUUGGCGGCUCUGCAAGAUGACAAGAUCAGUAUGAUUGGCAUUUCUGGGACAAUCAGAGAGAUAGAUACAGUAACAACUAAAGAGUUCAUGAAAAGAAUGAAACAAAAAAAGCUCUUUGAAGAGGUUGCCAUGGCAGUUGUGUCCCAGGAUCCAGACUUGAAACGAAUACAAGGUGAAAUUGCAGAAAUGCUAGACCUGAAAUUGGAGAAUGGGAGUUUGGUUGAACGGGCUGAUAGGCUACGUGCUGUAUUAUUGGCAUCCGAUUCUAAGAGGAUUCUUGUAAUACUGACUGAUGUCUGUGGAAUACUUGAUUUGGAUGCAAUUGGAAUUUCUCAUGUUGAUAUCAAGAAAAGCUGCAAGAUCAUGUUGAUUUCACAACUAUCAAACGUAUUUGGUGAAAUGGGGACUCAGAGCAAUUUCAAAUUGUUAUUACAAUCCACUCCCAUAGCAAGACCCGUUGAGUUUGAAUCAAGAAUUUCAAUCAUCAGAGAUGUAAUGGAUGCUCUGACAGACGAUGAAUCCAACCCCAUUGUAAUCUGUGGCAUGGGGGGAAUUGGCAAAACAACCUUGGUGAUGGAAAUUGGUGCAAAAGCGAGUGAAGUAGAUCUAUUUGAUGAUGUUGCUAUUGCAGAGUUUACUCAAGAACCCGACUUGAUCAAAAUCCAAGGUAAAAUUGCUAAUGCUCUAGGUCUGGAACUUAAAGCAGAGGAUGAUAGAGCAGCCAAGUUACGAGAAAGAUUAUCAAUGGGUAUCAAAAAGGUCCUUAUAAUAUUGGACAAUGUUUGGACACAACUAAAUUUGUGGGAAAUAGGGAUUCCAAUUUCCCGUGAUCCAAAAUGUUGUAAACUUCUAGUAUCAUCACGGAACCAAGAUAUCUUCAAAGAGAUGAAAACCAAAAGAAAUUUCCUCAUUGCUGGUUUGUCAAAACAUGAUGCUUGGAGUUUGUUUAAGAAGGUAGCAGGAGGGUCCAUAGAAUUUGAUCUCGAGCUGCGUCCUAUAGCAAAACAGGUUCUGGAUGAAUGUGAUGGCUUACCAGUUGCAAUUUCUACAGUUGGAGGGGCACUACAAGGUGAAAGCAUUCCAAAAUGGAGAAAUGCACUUAGACAACUAAGACAGGCUUGCCCAGAAGACGUUCCAGGAGUCAUAGAGCAUGUGUACGGAAAAAUAGCGUUCAGCUUUGAAUGUCUACCAAGCGAGCAAGCCAAAUCAUGUUUUUUGCUAUGUUGUGCAUUUCCAGAAAGUGAAGAGUUUCCAAUUGAAUGGUUGGUUAUGUUUGGGAUUGGGCUUGGACUUUUUAAAGACAUUGAUUCAAUAUCUGAAGCAAGGGACUACUUAACAACAUUGGUUGACACACUCAAAAAUCGUUCUUUGUUGUUAGAGGACGAUGAGAAAGAUUAUGUUAGAAUGCAUGAUGUGGUGCGUGAUGUAGCCGUGUAUAUAGCCUCCAAAGAGUUGGCACAAAAGAAGAGUGAUAAGCUUGAAAGGAGAUUUAUGUGUAGAGAAGCAGUGGAAUUGAACCAUUUGCUCAAGAGUAGUUCACUGACAACCGGUAUGAGUACUAUUGAGCUUUUAGUGUUGGUACCCACAGAUGGAAUUGAACUGGAGCUGCCGGCCACAAUUUUCGAUGGAAUGGAAAAUCUCAAGGUUUUAGAGAUCUGGAGAUCAAUCCUCCCAUCCCUUUCACUUCUGAAGAAUCUUCAAACGCUCAUUCUAGUGGGUUGCCGUCUCAAUAUUGAUGUCAUUGGAGAGCUACGGUCACUCAUGAUACUCCAUUUACAGGAAUCUGACGUCAAACAGUUGCCUGAUGCAUUCAAAAAUUUAUCUAAUCUGAGGUCGUUAAAUUUGACAGGAUGUACAAAACUUAAAGUAAUCUCACCAGGCGUUCUGUCGAGUUUAUCACAUCUAGAAGAAUUGUACAUGUGGGAUAGCUUUGAAGAUUGGGUGGUUGAGAAACUGGGCUCAACAGAAACAAUCAAUUGGAUCUCUAAAUUGGAGGUUAAUGCCCAACAAGAAGAAGUAGACAUAUUGAAGAAAUUGGGCUCAACAAAAACAAUCUAUUGGAUCUCUCAAUGGGAGGUUGAUGCCCAACCAGAAGAAGUCGACAUAUGGAAGAAACUCAACAGGUUGGCAGUUGAGAAACUAGCCUCAACAGAAACAACAACUGAUCAGGAGGAUGAUGAUGAGGAUGCAGAUAGUAGCGAAUUAGAGGAACUCGACAACCUUGGAGAUCUGUUUGCAGGGUAUGUUCGAGAUUUAGAAGGAGACUACGACGAUCUCACAAGGUGGGCCAACUCUAUGGACUGGAGAGUUGGAUUACUUUCAGAGCUACUUUCCUUGUCCCGUUUGACUACUUUAGAAGUGGUUUUACCACCAAUUGAGAUUCUGCGAACCAGUAAGCUAUUUCAUAAGCUUGAAAGAUUUAAGAUCUCUAUUGGAUGGGAUGAGCAUGAAGACUUGGAGGACUUAGAGGGUAACUACUUGAGAGUUUAUAGUCUUGAUGGAAGCUCUCUUGCGGAUACUGAAAUCAGUUUGUUGUUGAGGAAAACUAACAAACUUGAGUUAAAAAUGAAGAAUUUGAGAGACCCUCUCAAUGUCUUAGAUGUAAACUGCUGUGCAAACUUGGAGUCACUUGCCCUCAAAGACUGUGAUUCUCUGGAAUAUCUGAUUGACAUGACUGUUAAACAAGAUACUCCACGAAGCGUCUUUCCUGCAUUGAAUUAUCUAGAAAUCGAUGGAGCAAGGAGACUGAAAGAGAUUUUUCAUGGUGACCUGCCACUGGGGUCGCUUCAGAAACUAGAAACGUUAGAUUUACAGAAUCUACCAGCAUUGACGACUAUUUGGACUAUUAGAAGCCAAUCUAGAUGGUUGGGAGAUCUGGCAAUUGUCAAUCGCAUAUCAAUAAGCAAUUGCCAGUCAUUGGAAGCAAUUUUUACCUUGGAACGAUUGGGACAUCAUGUCAAAGAGAUCAACUUCCUUAGUUUGACAGGGUUGAAACUUGAAGGUCUACCAAGCUUCACUGGAGUGAGCAAAAGUACUUGUACGGGGAUGGAAAAGCAACUGCAAGUCAGCAGUCUCUGUCCCAAAAGUUUGACCGUUGAACAUUCACUUUUCUCUGACCCUAAGGUUGUCUUUCCCGUCUUGAGAGAUCUGAACAUUCAAGGCCUAGGCAACUUGAAAGAGAUAUGGAAUAACCAACUUUCACCCAACUCCUUCUCUGAAUUAAGAAAGCUCACUGUCGAGGAUUGUCACAGACUAUUGCAUUUGGGACCAACACAAAUGCAAAAUAGAUUGCAGAGAUUGGAGACCAUACGGGUAAAGAACUGUUCUUCACUGGAAGAGAUUUUUGAAGUCGGAAGAUUGACCAUUAAUGAAGGGAAUGCUUCAAUUUCUCAGUCAGACAAAAUAUCUUCAAAUAUUUCCCAACCAGAUCAAGGGAUGCAAAUAAAUGAUAUCAUGGAUUUUGAACAAUCUUGUCAAGGCUUUCAAAAUUUAACUAAACUAGAUGUCAGUUGGUGUCGCAGUUUGAGAUACCUGCUCACUCCUUCGAUUGCCAGAGGUCUUGUCAAGCUCAAAAGUCUAGAGAUAAGAUUUUGCAAGAAGAUCGAAACAAUAGUCGCAGCAGAUGAGGGUGAAGAAACAGAGGAUGAAAGCAUGCUCCCUCAGCUGUCUUCUUUGAUUCUUUUGGAUCUACCAAAUCUUGGAAGCUUUUCGCAAGGCAAAUAUACUUUUGAUUGGCCACUAGUGGAAAAGAUCAUCAUUUACGAUUGCAUCAAUAUGAACAACUUUUGUUCAGGAUCCCUCAAGAUCCCAUGGGAAGUGAGCAUAGAUGUAUCUAAUUCUGGUGAGAAUCUUGAGCAGGAGUUGAGCUGAAUGAUAGCAAGAAAGAAAGCUGAUCAGAUUUGGACGCAGUGCAUUUAUGCUCGUGGAGAAGUUAAUCCAGGAGUGGCUUGGUACAGGUCGGUUGGGAUGUACGUUGUUUGUGUCUGCCGCAUUUUCUGCUCGAGCUGACUUCAGCAUGGGGAGUGGUGGCGACAAACACUUCUUUAAUCUAGUUGUGUGAUAAAUAGAAAAAGAAAAAAUGAAAAAAAGGACUGUUAGUUUAUCUUGAUCUCUUUUUAUAACUCAAAAACCAACUAGUUUUUGUUGACAAAACAUUAGAAUAGAGCACAAGCACUUCUUACAAAGGAAAGCAAAUAUUAAACUGUAUACAAUCAUUGUCAAAAAGAAAAAAGAAAAAAGAAAAAAAAGAGAUAGUACAGAUUGUGCAUGGUUUCAAGAAGGAUACAUAUAUAGACAGCUGCAAAGUAUUAUAUGUACAUUAAUACAUGUUUCCAUAAGCCACAUUACAUCAAUUUCUUGUUCAUGAUUUGUACUCGUAGCUUCCUUGACUUGCUGCCAUUACAUU
Rosa rugosa (rugosa rose) is the source of this 5455-nucleotide messenger RNA. RefSeq lists its product as uncharacterized. The transcript is spliced from 3 exons. NCBI's taxonomy places the organism in Eukaryota, Viridiplantae, Streptophyta, Magnoliopsida, Rosales, Rosaceae. The coding region runs from base 451 to 4920 and encodes 1489 amino acids. The record is from RefSeq and is a predicted model, not a curated record. Gene Ontology annotation, molecular function: ADP binding; protein binding.